AGCUCAUCAAUCAACUCUCCAACACUCCUCAACAACAACUACAACACCUUUCGUCUUUACGACAAAACAACAACAACAACCAAAAUGGCCGCCGAGAUCCCCACCACUCAAUGGGCGCAGGUCGUCGAGAAGAACGGUGGUCCCACCAAGUACCAGCAGGUCCCCGUCCGCCAGCCCGGUCCCGAUGAGGUCCUCGUCAACGUCAAGUUCUCCGGUGUCUGCCACACCGAUCUCCACGCCAUGAUGGGUGACUGGCCCCUUGACACCAAGCUGCCUCUCAUCGGUGGCCACGAGGGUGCCGGUGUUGUCGUCUCCCGCGGCCAGCUCGUCGAGGAUGUUGAGAUUGGUGACUACGUCGGCAUCAAGUGGCUCCACGGCUCUUGCCUUCAGUGCUCUUUCUGCCAGACCUCUGAUGAGCCUCUCUGCGCCAAGGCUCUCCUCUCUGGUUACACCGUCGACGGCUCCUUCCAGCAGUACGCUGUCGCCAAGGCUGCCCACGUUGCUCGCAUCCCCAAGGAGUGCGACCUCGAGGCCAUCUCCCCCAUUCUCUGCGCCGGUAUCACUGUCUACAAGGGCCUGAAGGAGUCCGGUGUCAAGGCCGGCCAGACCGUCGCCAUCGUCGGUGCUGGUGGUGGUCUCGGCUCCAUCGCUCUCCAGUAUGCUAAGGCUAUGGGUAUCCACACCAUUGCCAUCGAUGGUGGUGAUGACAAGAAGGCUCUCUGCGAGUCUCUCGGCGCUAGUGCCUUUGUCGACUUCACCAAGUCCUCCAACCUCGUCGCCGAGGUCAAGGCCGCUACCUCCGACGGCCUGGGCCCCCACGCCGUCCUCCUGGUCGCUGUCCAGGAGAAGCCCUUCCAGCAGGCUACCCAGUACGUCCGCAGCCGCGGUACCGUCGUGUGCAUUGGUCUCCCCGCCAACGCCAGCCUCUCUGCUCCCGUCUUCGACACUGUCGUUCGCAUGAUCAGCAUCAAGGGCUCUUACGUCGGCAACCGUGCCGAUACUGCUGAGGCCAUCGAGUUCUACCGCCGCGGCCUCAUCAAGGUCCCCUUCAAGACUGUCGGUCUCUCUGAGCUCCAGAGCGUCUACGACCUCAUGACCGCUGGCAAGAUUGCCGGUCGCUACGUCGUCGACACCAGCCGAUAAGCGCGCGGCUAUCUACAGGGCAGUGGUGGAACAACCCAGCCACUUUGCCCAAAAACAACAAGCAGGACGACCCACCUGCAAAUGAGAGGAGUUCGGGCGGGAGUUGAUGUUUUGGAAUUGCGGCGGUGUUGAUGAGCAGUAGCCAGAUUGAGCUUGCUUGCACGAUUGUGCGAGAUUGGGUUGGAUAUGAGUGAUAUGAGUACCACAGGAUCAAUAACGGAACAAAGAUUCCGAUUCACCAAAUGAUUGCCUCUUUCACAUAGUGACUGUUUGAUCAAGAUGUUUUUCUGACUACAGCAUAAACUGACUACCUGUACAAUAUUCCAACUGGCAAGUAUCUAUCCCAGGUUGAUACUACUAUUCACAUCUACAGCCUCAUCACACCACCAAAACGUCAAACCGGAACUUAUCCCCGUCCAAGGUUCAAACUGACAAAAAGACCGAACUCUGCCCGCGCAAACUCUAAAAUCGACACAUGGUUCGAUGCCCGCCCACUGCCGCCGUCGUCGACCACGCCGGAGCCACGUGCCUGAGAAUCCACCGAUAGCCACUUUUUUUUUCUAAGUGGGCUGGGAUGUUCAUCUUUUGGCAAAAUAUCAAUGACACUAAUCGAAGUUCGUUUGGAUGAAUACGGGUGGAUUGUGGUUUGACGUCUACUGACGGAUAUUUGCGGUUUUUUUUUUCUUUGCUAGUUUGUUGCGGUGAGAGAAGAGAAAAAAAGUACAUGUAAUAAAAUGCCAUGUGUGUCA
Messenger RNA from Fusarium vanettenii 77-13-4, 1892 nucleotides. RefSeq lists its product as uncharacterized. The transcript is spliced from 2 exons. NCBI's taxonomy places the organism in Eukaryota, Fungi, Ascomycota, Sordariomycetes, Hypocreales, Nectriaceae. The coding region runs from base 85 to 1143 and encodes 352 amino acids. The record is from RefSeq and is a predicted model, not a curated record. Gene Ontology annotation, molecular function: oxidoreductase activity; zinc ion binding.